UUUGCAUCCAACUCAAAGGAAAUCUUUAUAUUUCAACUCGAAAAGAUUUGGAGAAGCUUCAAAUGGCGUCUUACUCCAUGAAUUUCACAACCCAAAUUUUCCUUGCAUUGACAAUCCUCUCAUCUCUUCAUGUUUUGCAAGUAUCUUGCUUAGAAUUUCGAGUCGGAGAGCGAAACGGUUGGGUCGUCCCUCCUGCAAAUGAAACCAAACUCUACAAUGAAUGGGCUUCCAAGGAAAGGUUCAUCAUUGGAGACACAAUUCGUUUUAAAUACAGGAAGGAUUCAGUAAUGGAAGUCACUGAAUCCGAGUACAAGAACUGCAACUCAACACGGCCUAACUUCUUUUCCAAUACUGGGAACACAAUCUUCACCCUUGACCGCUCUGGAUUUUUCUACUUCAUAAGUGGAGCAACUGGGCACUGCAGAAAAGGGCAGCGAAUGAUCAUAAGGGUUAUGGCACAAGAUCAAGAUUCAAGUUCUUCUGCAGGUUGCAGAAAUAUUGCUGUGAUCACCUAUUAUGGACUACUUUUUUUACUAAUUAGUAUUCAGUUUGUGGCCUAGCUACCUUUCUUUAAAUUUCUUUAGGGUUAUUAGUUUUGCUUACUGCUACAGAAUAUUAGGAUUGUCUUGUUUUAUUCAUCCACCAUAUGAUGUUUCUAACUUCUAACAUCCUAUUUAUUGACAAUGCA
Messenger RNA from Olea europaea var. sylvestris, 688 nucleotides. Its product is annotated as early nodulin-like protein 1. Gene Ontology annotation, molecular function: electron transfer activity. The transcript is spliced from 2 exons. NCBI's taxonomy places the organism in Eukaryota, Viridiplantae, Streptophyta, Magnoliopsida, Lamiales, Oleaceae. The coding region runs from base 63 to 560 and encodes 165 amino acids. Gene Ontology annotation, cellular component: plasma membrane. The record is from RefSeq and is a predicted model, not a curated record.